Molecule: messenger RNA, 2451 nt
Organism: Tachyglossus aculeatus (Australian echidna)
Lineage: Eukaryota; Metazoa; Chordata; Mammalia; Monotremata; Tachyglossidae
Gene: SLC28A3
Product: solute carrier family 28 member 3
Exons: 18
Coding region: 64-2103 (679 amino acids)
Biological process (GO): pyrimidine nucleoside transport; purine nucleoside transmembrane transport
Cellular component (GO): membrane
Molecular function (GO): pyrimidine- and adenosine-specific:sodium symporter activity; purine-specific nucleoside:sodium symporter activity
Source: RefSeq, a predicted model, not a curated record
CACACGCAUGAACAACAAGGACAUCUAUAGCAGAGGGGGAUGGGGGUACCUUUCUAAAAUAACAUGGAUUCUCGUUUGAAGCAAAGUGCUGUGAUGAAUGAGGAAGACUUUGGAAGACAGAGCCCAUCAAACAACAGAGUAAGAAACAGGAACAUGGUAAAUGGAGAGGACAGAAAUGUGACCCAGGAGACAGAGCACUCCACCAUUGAAGUUGAUCCACUUGACGACAAACUCGAUGAAGAGGCUGGUGGACAGACUGGCAGUAAAGGGUUCCUGGAGACCAAGUAUGAUGAAGGUUGUGAGUUUUGUAGGAAACACAAAACCGUGAUUCGCUACGUGAUCAUUGGCCUUUUAUCAGCAGGUUUUCUUGCUAUGGUCAUUGCAGCCUGCGUCCUGAACUUUCAACGAGCCCUUCCUCUUUUCCUGUUUUUGGUGGCUGUCAUUCUGUUUGUGUCCUGGGAUUAUCUGAUACCCAGAUAUGAAGAGAAGAUUGUUGCACUCUUCUCUCGGGGCCAUGGAUUCUUGAACAAGCAGUGGUUCUGGCUGAAGUGGGUUCUGUGGAGCUCCCUGGUAUUAGGGGUCAUUCUCUGGCUCAUCUUUGAUACAGCUAAACUGGGAAAGCAGAACCUGGUAUCCUUUGGUGGACUCAUAGUGUUCAUUCUUCUGAUGCUGAUAUUUUCCAAAUACCCAACCAAAGUGGUGUGGAGACCUGUCAUUUGGGGAAUAGGAUUACAGUUCUUUCUCGGCCUCCUUAUUCUAAGAACGAAAAUCGGCUUUGAGGCUUUUGACUGGUUGGGUUCCCAAGUACAGACAUUCCUGGGAUACACCGAUGCCGGGGCUGAAUUUGUCUUUGGGAAGAAAUACACGGAUCACUUUUUUGCUUUUAAGGUCUUGCCAAUAGUGGUUUUCUUCAGCACCGUGAUGUCUAUGCUUUACUACAUUGGAUUGAUGCAGUGGAUCAUUAAAAAGGUUGGUUGGGUCAUGCAAGUCACCAUGGGAUCAUCUCCUAUUGAAUCCAUAGUCGCUGCGGGCAAUAUAUUUGUGGGACAGACAGAGUCUCCGCUCCUGGUCCGACCUUAUUUAAGUUAUCUCACCAACUCCGAACUCCAUGCCAUAAUGACUGCGGGAUUUGCAACUAUCGCCGGAAGUGUCUUGGGGGCCUAUAUUUCUUUUGGGGUUCCAGCUUCACAUUUGUUAACUGCUUCAGUAAUGUCGGCCCCUGCAUCACUAGCAAUUGCUAAGUUGUUUUGGCCUGAGACCAAGAAGCCUAAAAUAACCCUCAAGGAUUCCAUGAAGAUAGAGAAAGGGGACUCCAUCAACCUUCUAGAAGCAGCCAGCCAGGGAGCCUCCUCUUCUAUCUCCCUAGUGGCGAACAUCGCAGUAAACCUGAUUGCGUUCCUGUCCCUGUUGGCUUUCGUGGACUCUGCGCUCUCCUGGCUGGGGAGCAUGUACAACUAUCCCCAGCUGAGUUUUAAGAUAAUCUGUUCGUAUAUCUUCAUGCCCUUAUCCUUUUUGAUGGGGAUCGACUGGCAAGACAGUUUCAUGGUUGGUGAGCUCCUCGGCUACAAGACUUUCUUCAAUGAAUUUGUAGCUUAUGAACAUCUGUCCAAACUGAUCAAGUUACGAAAGCAGGCUGGACCGAAGUUUAUUAACGGUGUACAGCAAUAUAUGUCCGUCCGCUCCGAAAUCAUCGCCACCUACGCCCUCUGUGGCUUUGCCAAUUUCGGUUCUCUGGGGAUUGUGAUCGGAGGACUCUCUUCAAUGGCACCUACCAGAAAACACGACAUCUCCAAAGGUGCCAUUAGAGCCCUGAUUGCUGGUACUGUCGCCUGCUUCAUGACGGCCUGCAUUGCUGGCAUGCUUUCCAGCACCUCUGUGGAUGUCGAGUGUCAUGGCUUACUAGAAAAUGCAUUCAACUCAAGCUUACCCAGCCACACACCGGAAAUAGUAACCUGUUGCCAGAACCUAUUCCACAGCACUCUUGUCAACAGCUCCGGUGAAGUCAUUCCCGGCGGAAACCAUACCCUCGGGUCCUUGAAGGGUUGCUGCCAGUUGCUGAACCCCACUACAUUUAACUGCAGUUGGACCACUCCGUUAUUCUGAGCAUGCGUUCUUCUGGGCCUGGACCCCAUUUCAAGUUUUCACCUGCUUGAAAAGAAAUCAGCGUGGCUGUGUUCUAAGUAAUAAACAAAAACGCUGCUGCUUUCGGUGGAUCGAUUCUUCCAUCUUCAUACCCGGCGGGGCUCUCAGUGGAUUCAGUUCGGCCUUCUCUCCAGUGUUCGGCCCCAAGUGUUCGCAGGUGGAAUCGGCCAUGUCGAACGACCCAUUUGAAAGGGAUUUCCCUCAUUUAAAGGCCUCAUUGCUCUCAGGGGCCUGUUUUAAAUGGUUCUCCUUAUUGGGAGUCACGUGUCAGCUUGUCCUCUAGACUGUAAGCUUGUUGUGGUCAGGGAA